GACCCCAUGUCACAAACAACCUUUCUUUCCAUUUCAUGAUAAUAACAGCCUUUGCAGGAUUUGUAGCCGUCGUUGUCGUUGCUGGAAUAAUCAUGAGGAAAUGUAAUCUCAGGUAAGACAUUCUUAUUAGCUUGUUAAAAGAAGAAUGUAUGGGUAUUUGACAUAUUUGAUCAUUUAAUUAAUCAAUUACUUUGUUAUGGGGGUACUGUAAUAAUAUACUGUAAGUGCAAUCUCAAAUAACAAUCUGAUCUACAAUUCAUAUAGAGAACUAUGGGCCUCAGAAAUAUGCGGUAGGCUAUAGAUCCAAGAUUUGUUUGUGCUCUCUUGCCAACUAAAUGUCAAUGGUGUGACAAAGAGCUGGUAAGAGAGCAUAAACAGAUCUGAGAUCAUAUGAAUACCCAAACGUAUGACAUAGGCUACUUGACCUACGUUUAAGUCUGACUCAACAAGGUUAUUUUAGGUCACUAAUAACUCCACUGUUGAAGCUUCUCACUUCCUGCCUUGUCAAAAAUGAGUGCCGAAAAAAACAAAACCUACACUGGCAGGCACAAACACACACGUAGAGACAUGUUGCUCCAGAAAGCAUCCGCUGUGUAAAACCAUGUGAUGCUACGAUCAUUCACUAGUCUUCUCUUCUUAUACACAGCAGGAGAACACAGCAGAAAGCAGGGUACACAUUUAAAGAGGUGAUGCAACAACACUGUCUUUUCUGUCAGGGCUGUAAUUGCUUGAUGUAACCUGGAGUCGUAAGACUGUCAGGGCUGUUAUUGCUUGCUGUUCCCUUUAGUCAUAAGACUGUCAGGGCUGUAAUUGCUUGAUGUUACCUGGAGUCGUAAGACUGUCAGGGCUGUAAUUGCUUGAUGUUACCUGGAGUCGUAAGACUGUCAGGGCUGUUAUUGCUUGCUGUUACCUGGAGUCGUAAGGCAUCUGCAACCUAUGCUCUUUCACAUUUUCAAUUGAAUUUGCCAACAUUUUAAAAUAUUUCCACAGCCCCAUAUGACAUUUUACAGUGUAAUAUGGUGACUAUUGUUAAUGUCUUUGUAGGAGGAGCAACAGGACAUUGAGCCCGACAGCACGUUAACAAGGAGAGACAAUGGGCUGUACUCAACUCUCCAGCUGCCACAUUCUAACCUC
Molecule: messenger RNA, 1134 nt
Organism: Coregonus sp. 'balchen'
Lineage: Eukaryota; Metazoa; Chordata; Actinopteri; Salmoniformes; Salmonidae
Source: the annotation of a GenBank genome assembly